AUGGUCGAAGGUGGGGACGAAUACGGUUGUGUGCAAUACAACUUAAUCAAACCUUUUCAGCUUUCUCGUGAACUGUUGAAACUGCUCGUGGCAUUCAAUCUAUAUGGCAAUAAUGAUGAAAUCAAAAAAGCUGAGGGUCAGAUCAAAGAAGCUGACAAGGAACUUGGAGUGAACUACCUGAAGAGCUUGGAUGGCAAGCGUCCUAUCGGCCGUUUCCCUCAAGUAGUGGUACCCUCCGUGCGACCAGGUCUUGAAAUCACCGGCCCGAGGGCUCCUCUGCCUCAAUCGCCUGCGUCUUCAUCGGAAAGCUCCGUCGACCCAUUGGAUAAAGCAAUCAACGCUUACUUCGAGAAAAGUGGCGACCCGCUCGGAAAAGAGCGCGAGGAAGGGUCAUCACCUGAGGAAUAUGAGGAUCUUGUCCAGGAAAGAAUUCCCUCACCGGUGAUCAUCGAGCCACUGCGCCAUUAG
This is a messenger RNA of Cylicocyclus nassatus, 468 nucleotides long. The record is from the annotation of a GenBank genome assembly. NCBI's taxonomy places the organism in Eukaryota, Metazoa, Nematoda, Chromadorea, Rhabditida, Strongylidae.